AUGGAUGGAACACAGAAAGAUUUAUUCGAAUCGGUGGGGGAUUUACCGGAAUGGUUGCAUACUGACUGGAUGUGUCAAAAUAGAUGUCCUCCAGGACGUAUCAUCGAUGACUACACUUUGCCUUCCGUGCAAUAUUCAUUACCAUCUUUACUGAAACUUUCUACCUUUAGCUUCAACAUGAAUAUGCUGUACACAGAUAUCGGCGUCAAAGCAGUGUUUCGGUGCCUUCGAUUUUUAUAUCAACAAAUCGCUCAUGACUCCGCAGAAACAGCCAUCAUUGACCUGGAUCGUUCACUCAGUUAUUUAACCGCCUUUGCACAGAACAUGGAAUUGAAUGGUGAUAUGGAAACGCUGAAUGGAAUCGCUCGAGAAUUCAAAUUUUUCCUUGUUCAAGCUGGCUCACUGAGUCGUUACAUUGCCAGCGAUGGUUUAUUUACUACACGAAAUGUUGAAACCAAUUACAUUUUCCAUGCCCUGUUGAUUAUCUGGAUGAAAGCUGUCCGUAUUUCAAAUUUUUUCAAAAGGUUCGGUGGUUUCGAAAAACUUUACCCGAUGGGUGACGCGUUAUCAUCAACAGAACAGCUGUCUAUGCUUGUUUCAUACGGAUUACUACUAAGUGCAUCACGCACGAAUCGACCUUCUAUAUGCCGAUGCAUCACUGUCGCAUGGCACCAACUUUAUGCAUCCAAUAGAGAAAUGUUUUGGUCAAAUAUGGUCAAGCUGCUAGGUUUAUGCACCGACAGUUUGCAUUACUACCUGCCUGAAAGUCCCUCAAGUGGUAGGUUAUCCAAAUUAUCUUAA
Messenger RNA from Loa loa (African eye worm), 801 nucleotides. RefSeq lists its product as hypothetical. The coding region runs from base 1 to 801 and encodes 266 amino acids. The record is from RefSeq and is a predicted model, not a curated record. NCBI's taxonomy places the organism in Eukaryota, Metazoa, Nematoda, Chromadorea, Rhabditida, Onchocercidae. The transcript is spliced from 6 exons.